This is a messenger RNA of Manis javanica (Malayan pangolin), 6842 nucleotides long. It is a transcript of the gene LRRC8B, whose product is annotated as leucine rich repeat containing 8 VRAC subunit B. Gene Ontology annotation, molecular function: protein binding. The record is from RefSeq and is a predicted model, not a curated record. NCBI's taxonomy places the organism in Eukaryota, Metazoa, Chordata, Mammalia, Pholidota, Manidae.
GAAACGAGUGGGGCUGCACAUAGGGUGGGACUGCAGCUUAUUUGCAGUAAAACGCUGGUUUUGAAUACAGCAUUAUCCCUCUUCCAUGUUGUUCCCUCCCCAUCCCGAGGAUAAGGACAUCUGAGAGAGGUGGGUGAUGCUGGAGGCCCAGAAUCCUAACUGCAGCAGCCGCUUAGUUUGGUAGGACUGCAAACUCUCCCGCACAGGGGCUCGGCCCUGCCGCCUUUGUAAGCGCGCGGUGUAAAUAAAGGUAAAGGGAUUUCCGUGUGUAAGAGGCAGGCUCCCGCGUGUUCCACCCACGCCUUCACUCAGGGCUCAACACAGGUUAUGUAAAGAACAAGUUACUCGGCGGUGCCCACGUGAAAAGGCGGUGGCCCGACACGUAAUACAUACCGCACUUCCCAAGCCCCUGCUCUGGGGCGCCCAGCGGACAGCCCCGGCCCCUGUCCCCCGCCUCCUGAAACAGCCCCCGCACCUUCUCGGCCCUCCGCAGCUGGGAACAGGCACCGCUGCCGCCGACCCGAGGCUGCGCGAGCGGCCGGGGCCACACGGCGCGCCUGGGUGACGGCAGCGGGGCUUUGUUUCCACCGGCGAGCGGUGAGUCAACGGCCCCCGCAGCCGCAAAGCCGGCAAACUCUCGGGGCAGGGCAGCUGCAACUUGGCAGCGGGAGCAGCCGCAGCUCUUCCUCCUCUGCCUCCUCCUCCUCUGUCGCCGCCGCCGCGCCGCCCAGGCCCUCCACCUCCUCCCGCGAACUUAGUCAGCGGUUCGCGCCGCCGCGCCCCGAUUGGCCGGCGGGACGCGCCGCGUCACAAUGGAGCCAGUCGGAGGCGGCGAGCCCGGCAGCGCCGGCGCUUCCCGCUGAGCCCUCCGCAGCCGGCAGACCGGUCAGCGCGGGUGCCGGGCAGCCGCCGGCGCGCCCGGGGGGUGCGGGGCGCACGCUGCGGGGAGAGCGCGCCCCGGGCUGGAGUCGUGGAGGUAGGUGGGAGCGGGACGCCCCUGGCUCCGGGAGCAGCCGCCCAGCCGACUCAAGGGGCGGAGGAAUUUUUCAAAUAGAAGCUAAUUGCAGAGUUUUCGGUUGACCAGCAUUCAUAAGAAUGAAGACAAACACAGAGAUGGUAUGUCUAAGAAAUUUCAAAAGAUGUAGGCCUCCUGAUUGAAGCAUAGCCAACUUAUUGAAUUCAUUUUUUUCAUUAAACUUCUGUACUCCUGCAAGGGAAAGUCAUGAUCACACUAACAGAGCUGAAAUGCUUGGCAGACACCCAGCCAUCGUAUCACAUCCUGAAACCGUGGUGGGACGUCUUCUGGUACUACAUCACGCUGGUCAUGCUGCUCGUGGCAGCGCUGGCUGGCGCGCUUCAGCUGACGCAAAGCAGGGUUCUCUGCUGUCUUCCGUGCAAGGUGGAGUUCGACAGUCACUGUGCUGUGCCUUGGGACGUCCUGAAAGCCAGCGCUAACAUGUCCUCUGACAAUGGGGCACUGCUUCCGCUGCCCCUCAGGAUCCAGAACGGCCUCCACAGACAGCAGUACUCGUACAUCGAUGCUGUCUGCUAUGAGAAGCAGCUCCACUGGUUUGCAAAAUUUUUCCCCUACCUGGUGCUCCUGCACACGCUCAUCUUUGCAGCCUGCAGCAACUUCUGGCUUCACUACCCCAGUACCAGCUCCAGGCUUGAGCAUUUUGUGGCCAUCCUCCACAAGUGCUUCGAUUCUCCGUGGACCACCCGGGCCCUGUCCGAAACGGUGGCAGAGCAGUCGGUGAGGCCCCUGACCCUCUCCAAGUCCAAGGCAUUGCUUUCAUCCUCAGGGUGCUCUGCCGAAGUCGAUCCCAGCAAACAGUCAUUACCCUACCCGCAGGCUGGUCUGGAGUCAGCUGGCAUAGAAAGCCCAACUUCCAGCGUCCUGGACAAGAAGGAGGGUGAACAGGCCAAAGCCAUCUUUGAAAAAGUGAAAAGGUUCCGCAUGCACGUGGAGCAGAAGGACAUCAUUUACAGAGUGUAUCUGAAGCAGAUCAUAGUCAAAGUCAUUUUGUUUGUCCUCAUCAUAACUUACGUUCCAUAUUUCUUAACCUACAUCACUCUUGAAAUUGACUGCUCAGUUGAUGUACAGGCUUUCACAGGCUAUAAGCAUUACCAGUGUGUCUACUCCUUGGCAGAAAUAUUUAAGGUCCUGGCUUCGUUCUAUGUCAUCCUGGUUAUACUUUAUGGGCUCACCUCCUCCUACAGCUUGUGGUGGAUGCUGAGGAGUUCUCUGAAGCAAUAUUCCUUUGAGGCAUUGAGAGAAAAAAGCAACUACAGUGACAUCCCUGACGUCAAGAACGACUUUGCCUUCAUUCUCCACCUGGCUGAUCAGUAUGAUCCUCUUUAUUCCAAACGUUUCUCCAUAUUCCUGUCGGAGGUCAGCGAGAAUAAACUGAAACAGAUCAACCUCAAUAAUGAAUGGACAGUCGAGAAACUGAAAAGUAAGCUUGUGAAAAACUCCCAAGACAAGAUAGAACUGCAUCUGUUUAUGCUGAAUGGUCUUCCAGACAAUGUGUUUGAACUGACUGAAAUUGAAGUGCUAAGCCUGGAGCUUAUCCCUGAGGCCAAGCUGCCCUCCGCCAUCUCCCAGUUGGUCAGCCUCAAGGAGCUGCAUGUGCACCACUCCUCCCUGGUGGCGGACCCUCCUGCCCUGGCCUUCCUGGAGGAGAAUUUAAGGAUUCUCCGCCUGAAAUUUACUGAAAUGGGGAAAAUUCCACGCUGGGUAUUUCACCUGAAGAAUCUCAAGGAACUUUAUCUGUCGGGCUGUGUUCUACCCGAGCAGUUGGGUCCCAUGCAGUUGGAGGGCUUUCAGGACUUAAGAAACCUGAGGACGCUCUACCUGAAGAGCAGCCUGUCGCGGAUCCCACAGGUCAUCACCGACCUCCUGCCUUCCCUGCAGAAGCUGUCCCUGGAUAAUGAGGGAAGCAAACUGGUCGUGCUGAACAACCUGAAGAAGAUGGUCAAUCUGAAAAGCUUAGAGCUGAUCAGCUGUGACCUGGAGCGCAUUCCACACUCCAUUUUCAGCCUGAACAAUUUGCAUGAGUUAGACCUAAAGGAAAAUAAUCUUAAAACUGUAGAAGAAAUCAUUAGCUUUCAGCAUCUUCAGAAUCUUUCCUGCUUAAAGUUGUGGCACAAUAACAUUGCUUAUAUUCCUGCCCAGAUUGGGGCAUUGUCUAAUCUAGAGCAGCUCUCUCUGAACCAUAAUAACAUUGAGAAUCUGCCUCUGCAGCUCUUCCUAUGCACCAAACUACACUAUUUGGAUCUAAGCUAUAACCACCUGACCUUCAUUCCAGAAGAAAUCCAGUAUCUGAGUAAUUUGCAGUACUUUGCUGUGACCAACAACAAUAUUGAGAUGCUUCCAGAUGGGCUGUUUCAAUGCAAAAAGCUGCAGUGUUUACUUUUGGGGAAAAAUAGCCUGAUGAGUUUGUCCCCUCACGUGGGUGAGCUCUUGAACCUCACUCACCUGGAACUCAUUGGUAAUUACCUGGAAACACUUCCUCCUGAGCUGGAAGGAUGUCAGUCCCUGAAGCGGAGCUGUCUGAUCGUUGAGGAGAAUCUGCUCAGUACCCUUCCUCUCCCUGUAACAGAACGUUUGCAGACAUGCUUAGAUAAAUGCUAACCUAAAGAGAAAAUAAUCUUUGAAAGGAUGCCCCAGGGUGUUAAAUGAGAACUGAAGUUUCCUAAGUUAUAAAGGUGAAAAAUGGGUAUAAUUAUGACUAACUACAACCAAAUGUCUUAUUAAAGCAACUCAGUAUCUAGCUUAAACAGGAUGAACAGUGUCAACACUGAAGUUUUGUGAAUAAUUGAUUUUUAACUUAUUGAGACGUAAGAAGUAUACUUUGGGGGUGGAACGGGAGACAUGAAAUCCCUGAAUCUCCAUGUUGCAGUUCUUACCUUGAAGCUUAGCUACUCUUUUCCUCUCCCUCCCCCAUGCCCCAUUUCUUACUUGCACAUUUGUUUUAACUGACUUCCUGUUUUGAAAUUUAUCACCUAGACCAUAAACUCAUCAACAUAAAUUCCCUUGAUGUACACUCAGCACUGUCUUUGAUUUAUGUUUUUAAAUAUUUUUAGGCAGGGUGCAUUGUGCUUGUAAGAAUUCCUUCUCGGCUUAAUUUUUACUUCCUGUCUCAGCUUGCUUACAUCUUCCUUCAAUGUUGUUUUCUCCUAACAACAGAGAUGAACCCUGAGAAAGUGCCGGCUUUUGGCCUUUGUGUAGAACAAGAGUAGGAUACUUAGGACAUGUCACUCACCCUCAGGGCUUCCUGAAAAUUAAUGUAUUCUCUAAAAUGUCUUCUUGUGUAUCGUCAAGGCUUUUUUUAUUUGCUCAUAGUUUAUAUAGUAAAUGUAAAACAUAUACAUAUUUUCUAUUAUAUAAUCUUGGAUUCAAAAUCUGUGAGAAAUUUUGUAACGUACAGGGAACACGUGCAUUUCUUCAAGAAUUUACAAUUAAUAUACUUGGUUUUGGCUGCUUCUAUUUCUCAUAUUUGUGUGCAUUCUGUUCCAAAUGUUUUUUAUUCUGCCACUAUUUACUUUGGAUAACAAAAGCCUUGUGUCUUGUGCCCUAGAAUAUUUGGGGAGUUUCCUAUAUAAGAGGAUGGCUGCAUCAUCUACCUCUCUCUUCCCUCGUUGCUGUGCUAUUGUACGGGUACUAUCCUUAAUUACUUCAAAAACUGUGAUGGAGGGGAGAGGUACAGAUUUGGAUCUUUAAAACUGGUUUUUAAACUCUUUGUAAAAGAGUUAAAGCAAAAUAUUUUCUCCAUGUGCAUGAUCUCUAGAUAUGAUUAUAAUGUAAAACACUCAGCCUCCAUUCAGUAUUUAAGAUGGGUUCUCAAAGCUCACAGAGAAGUAGAUCCAUUUAACUGAAAUUCAUCUCAUGACUUUGAGUAAUUUUUCUGGAAUACAUUUUGCUCUUUUUUAUAAAGAGCUUUGUGUUUGGCCUUUUGUUAUCAUGCAUACUGUAAAGUGAACAAAAUUGACGGACUCAUUUUUGAGAAAUGUAUACUUUUAAUGUGAUUUUCUCUAAUGGGUCUAGGCGUUAUAAUGCCAUCUCAUUUUGGGUGUAACUAUGAAGUAAUCUAACUGCAUCUGGAUAAAACUGGAAAACACUAUAGGUAAUGAGCACUGUAAACAGGGAGUUGUGAUGCGUGGUAUGUUUUUCUUGCUUUACUUGUUCCACAAAGAUGAAAGUGAGUCUUUAAACUGUAGCAAAAUGUAGCUUCUCUCCCCAGCCACACACCCCUGGACUAAAGCUCUGAAAAAAAGAAUUGUUUAUGUUAAAUGAAAUUUGCAUAAUAUUAACUAUAAAAAACAUAAAACACCAAAAGCUGCCUAAAACAUUAUCAUUUAUUAUGAAUUAGAAGAACCAGUGUAAAAAUACAAUCCUCACCAAAACUUGCCUUUAGUCAAAACUUUGAAGUUCUCAGGGACCCAGGCAUAACUGACGGAAUUCAGAAAAUAGAUUCUGACUAUAUCUAGGGACUAUAUUUUGGUUUUUUUAAUGUGAGUUAAUGGUCAGUAUUUCACAACAGAAUUGUCAUGUGUACUGAUUUCAAUGUUACAUAGGAUUAUCCUGUUUUGGAUGUGAAAAUGAUACAUGGAUAGGUGUUUAAAUGUUUUUGGCCAUAGAAUUAGCCAUAAUUUGUAUGAAAAAAUCCCAUCCUCUCCUAUAAAUUUCAAAUUUGCUAACAUUCCCCUCACAAACUAGAACUUCUCCAUGACUAAUCAUUAGUUCUAUUCACCUGCAGAAAUCAUUGGUUAAAUCUUUCUUAAUCAGAGCUCUCAGUUUCUGGAAACACAUUACUAUCAGGAUCAUAAAUGAAUAUUAUAAGCUGCUUUCCAAACACUAUAGUUAGUGGUUCAAACUCUGCUGUUCUUGAUGCCAUAAUUUUUAGAUUAUUUUUUCAAUUGUACACAUGAGUGUUUAGGUAGCUUUUGAAAUGACAGAGCUCUGACGCAGUGAACUCUGAGACCAUCGAUUUGACAUGCAAGAAUGUGUUGAUGCCACCUCUGCUGCACUGUUGUAGCUGAUCUUCAUAAUAUCUAAGAGGAUUUUAUAUGAAGAAAAUGAAGUUUGUUCAUGAUAAUCAUGAGACUCUUGUUGGCAUUUGAUUUUGAAGAACAUGAAGUUUAUUUUCCAAAAAAUAAAUGUCAAAGUUUUCAGAACAAAGUUGAUGGCUUAUGCUGGCAACCUUUGGUUCAUUUUAUUUACAUGCACGCGCACACACACACACACACAGAUAAGCUUGCACACAUAUAGACACACACCCUUAUAUAUGUAGUAGGUAACUUUCUAGCUUUGGAUGUUCAGUAUUUUUUCCAAAGUAGCUAGAGGUUGUCAGUUAAUGCUAGGAUGUUCUUUUAUACUCAUUACUAGUAAUCAUGGAGUGUUCUAUUCUCUUUGUUAUAAUAUUUAAAAGAAAACUGAAUGCUCAGCCUUAGUCUGAGAACCGAAGCAGUUUUGAGCUUCCCUGGAAAGACACAGUGUUCUCCCCCUAACUGCCAGCAGGGUACAUUUAUGUGGCACAUAGACACUAUGUUUUCAUUCUUCAUCCUCAGUCUUAACUUUUCCCCCAGGUGUCACCAUAUUUCACUGUCACUUAACAAAUGUUUGUGUUAAACAGGGUAAAUAGAGAUCCCCCGGGAUCUUGGCACUGUGGUGUAGCUCCAGUUAGUGUGCUGUGGUGAGCUGCAGAAAGUUAUUUGCAUAACAUUAUCAUUUGAUAGUGAAAAUACUUGUUUCUGUUCUUCAUGUGUUCCAUGAUUCAAAUUUUGUAUGUUUAAUGAAAAUACUGCAUAGUAUUGGAAACCAUUAAAAUAAUCAACAGUUA